UUUCACUGAGACUUGGGAAAAUAUCAGAGGCGCUUUGCUGUUUAAACGCUUCUUACUAACAACAUUGUGAUUGGAGGAAAAUCACAGACGGAAGGGGGGGGGAGAGAAGUCUCCAGAGUCCCCCAGAGUUUUAACUCUUCCCCUCCCCCUCAGGUGGUUUUCUUGGGUUUUCCGCAUUUGUUCGCGGAUUUCGCCUGCAACUGGACAUCCAGAGAAUUUGCUCCAUGUCUUGGAACCAAACAAUUGGCCGCUAGGUUCCUACUCGGUGCCUGCAAAGUCUCCUGAGCCUGUAGAGCGGGGCAGAAGGGAAGGGGGUCCCAGCUCGAAAGGGGCUCUGCCUCCAGGCUACCGCGGCGGCUGUUGUGCAGCGCUUGCAGGCGGUCUCAUUAAAGGGCAGGCAGUGAAUUCCCGGACUGCUGGGACGCCCGCUCGGGGGGGGAGGUGUCCUUCCCAACCAGUCUCAGGCGGCCGGGCUACCACUCACGGGGGAGCCGGCUGGGCGCUGCAGCAGAGUCGAGCCCAGUUUUGGUCCGUCGUCCCUGAGCUGCCGAUGGAGAAUCUGCGCGGGACCCGGCUGCUGCCGCUGCUCCUACCCCUCAGCUUGUUGCCUUUGCUCGCGGGGCAAGAAAGCUCAGUGGAAAAAUGCUGCAACAGUGGUAAUGAAUGGGCAAGUCAAAAAAGACACUGCAGAUCUCUGCCAUUUAUUUCUGACUCCAAAGAAUGCAGCAUAGUCCAGGAGCAGUGCUGCAGUAAUAAGCUGGAGGAACACUACUGUUCCAUCGGCAUUAACAUGGCCAAUGAACAUGAAGAAUGUGAGUCACAUGAUGAUAACUCCACUUGUGAAGCCAAAUUCACUAAGAAAUGCUGUUACUGUUGCUUGCUGGGAAAGAUGGCCCAAGUUCAAGGACAGAGCUGUGAGCAGAGCCAGCUGAUAGGAUACCAGUGUGGGCAGGUGUUCAGAGCUUGCUGUGUCAAGGGUCAAGAAGCCACUGAAGGGUCAAUUAGCGACGUUCCUAACAAAGACCAAGUUAAAAGUUUAGAUGAGGAAGUAGACCAAGAGGAUCCUUACCUUCAUGACCGCUGCAGAGGAGGCGGUCCCUGCACACAGCAGUGUAGGGACACAGGCUCCAGUGUUGUAUGCUCCUGCUUUGUUGGGUACCAGUUUCUGUCUGAUGGUGUCACCUGUGAAGAUAUUAAUGAGUGCAUCACUGGGACACACAAUUGUGGGCUUGGACAAACUUGUAUCAAUACAGUAGGAUCCUUCCGUUGUCAGCGUGAAACAAGCUGUGGAACUGGUUAUGAACUCACUGAAGACAACCAUUGCAAAGAUAUUGACGAAUGUGAGACUGGUACUCAUAACUGCCUCCCCGAUUUUAUCUGUCAGAAUACUCCGGGAUCUUUCCGUUGCCGACCCAAGCUACGGUGCACGAGUGGGUUUAUACAAGAUGCACUAGGCAACUGUAUUGAUAUCAAUGAGUGCUUAAGCAUUAACAUGCCAUGCCCAGCUGGACAGAUGUGCAUUAAUACAGAAGGCUCAUAUACCUGCCAAAGAAAUGUACUGAACUGUGGACGAGGUUAUCAUCUCAAUGAAGAAGGAACAAGAUGCAUAGAUGUGGAUGAGUGUUCAUCACCUAACCAGCUAUGUGGAGAUGGCCACGUUUGUAUAAAUUCUCCUGGGAGUUACCGUUGUGAUUGCAGAGUUGGUUACCAGUUUGAUCCCAUCAGUAGAACUUGUGUUGAUAUUAAUGAAUGUAGACGCUACCCAGGCCGUGUAUGUGCUCACAAAUGUGAGAACACUCCUGGAUCCUAUUACUGCAGCUGUACUAUGGGCUUUAAACUGUCUUCUGAUGGCAGGUUAUGUGACGACAUAAAUGAAUGUGAGAGCAACCCGUGUAGCCAAGAAUGUGCCAAUGUGUAUGGUUCCUAUCAAUGUUAUUGUCGUCGGGGCUAUCAACUUAGUGAUAUAGAUGGAAUCACGUGUGAAGAUAUUGAUGAAUGUGCUUUGCCUACUGGAGGGCACAUCUGUUCUUAUCGAUGUAGUAAUGUUCCUGGGAGCUUUCAGUGCACCUGUCCCUCUCCUGGUUACAGAUUGGCACCCAAUGCACGAAAUUGUCAAGAUAUCAAUGAGUGCGUUGCAGAAACACAUAACUGCAUAUUCAAUGAGACGUGCUUUAACAUCCAGGGCGGUUUUCGCUGUCUCUCUCUGGAAUGCCCAGUAAAUUAUCGCAAAUCGGGAGAUACAGUUGGACUUGAAAGGACAGAUACUAUUCGCUGCAUUAAAUCUUGCCGGCCAAAUGAUGUCAGCUGUGUGUUGGAUCCAGUCCACACAAUUUCCCACACAGUCAUUUCAUUACCCACAUUCAAAGAAUUUACUAAACCUGAAGAGAUUAUUUUCCUUCGUGCCAUAACACCCGUCUUACCAAACAACCAGGCAGAGAUCAUGUUUGAAAUAACAGAAGGAAAUCUAAGGGAUUCCUUUGAUAUUAUCAAGCGUUACAUGGACAGCAUGACAGUGGGUGUAGUUCGUCAGGUGAAGCCCAUUGUUGGACCUUUCCAUGCCAUUCUGAAACUGGAAAUGAACUAUGUGAUAGGAACGAUUGUGUCUCAUCGUAACAUAGUGAAUGUGCACAUCUUUGUGUCUGAAUAUUGGUUUUAGUAGACCUUUUUGAAAUCUGAAACAAGUAAGCCACUCCAGAUAAAAUCAUUACCAUAAACUAUUAUAUUAUAUGCCUGUUUGUAAAACCCAAUAGUGUUUUGUUUUUUAACAUUUGGAUUAUAGUUGAAUUAAGACAAUUACCAAGAAUUAAGAUAAUUACCAAGCUAUGUUGACUAGAUGUAGGAUGGAGCAAAAUAAAUGAACCUGAUUUAACUGUGUUUAUAUAUAAGUACAGUGUAAAAGAACUCAUUUGCUUAAAAGUGAACAUUCUCUAUAUUCAGACAAAUCUUAACUAUUGUUCCUAUAGCCAGUGCUAUAAAGGACAUGGGCAAAAUGAACUAGCUACAGACCAUUGUGAUGAAUAUAUGGUACCCUUAGAAGAAAGUUCAAAAAAUGAGUAAUUUUGCCUCAAAUUUUUGGGUGCCCAAUAUCAGAAAAGGCCUGAGUUUCAAAAAAUGCCAAAAUAUCUACCCUCUGAAAAUCAGGCCCCUUUAAUUUAAUUUAAGUCGUGCACCCAAAAAUCAAUUGUGACAUAAAGAUUUUUAAAAGUUGUUUGGCUGCAGUUACCAGAGGAACUGCAAAAGGAAGUAAAGAUAGCAAGAGGAAGUAAGUCCUUGAACAUAUCAAAUAAAACAUUCAUGAUUUUUAUCUAUUUGACUAUAAAUGAAGCAUGUUGGAUCCAAUUUAACCAAAUACCUCUAAUUGAAACUAACCUAUUUUUACAGCAGAUUGCCUACAUACCAAACUAUAGUCAUCAAUACAUUGGAAUUCUAAAUAAACACCUUCAGGCUACUAUUAUUAAUGGAGAUUGCCUAUCUCCUAGAACUGGAAAGGACAUCCAGUCCAGUCCCCUGCCUUCACAGCAGGACCAAGUACCAUCCCUGGCAAAUUUUUGCCCCAAAUCACUUGCACGAGGAUUGAACUCACAAGCCUGGGUUUAGUAGGCCAAUGCUCAAACCACUGAGCUAUCUUUAUAAACUUGGUAAUGAAACAAGUAUGUUUAGCUAUAGACUUUUCUGAGCACCAGACCAAAGCAUAUGCCAUAAUAUAAUGAAAUUCUCUUAAAUAAAUGAAUGUUGAAUGUAUUUUCUGGGCAGCCAAGUAAUGAAAAUAAUGUAUCUUUUUAUUACAAAAGUGAAAAUAAACAGCUCCAUGUUUA
Molecule: messenger RNA, 3815 nt
Organism: Pelodiscus sinensis (Chinese soft-shelled turtle)
Lineage: Eukaryota; Metazoa; Chordata; Testudines; Trionychidae
Gene: FBLN1
Product: fibulin 1
Biological process (GO): extracellular matrix organization
Cellular component (GO): extracellular region
Molecular function (GO): calcium ion binding; peptidase activator activity
Source: RefSeq, a predicted model, not a curated record